Molecule: messenger RNA, 411 nt
Organism: Botrytis fragariae
Lineage: Eukaryota; Fungi; Ascomycota; Leotiomycetes; Helotiales; Sclerotiniaceae
Product: putative translation initiation factor eif1a-like protein
Exons: 2
Coding region: 1-411 (136 amino acids)
Biological process (GO): translational initiation
Cellular component (GO): nucleus
Molecular function (GO): RNA binding; translation initiation factor activity
Source: RefSeq, a predicted model, not a curated record
AUGGGUAAACCAAAGCGUAAUGUCUUUGCGGCCGCCGAAGAAACCUCUACCCCGCCAGAUACAUUGACAGAAACACAAUCAAUUGCUCGUGUUAUCAAAGCUGAAGGAAACAGCUUAUACUCUUGCACUCUCACCGAUAAUUCAACCAUUCUUGUCGAAUUGCCUUCUCGAUUCCGCAAUACAAUUUGGAUGAAACGUGGUGGUUAUGUAUUGAUCGACACGAAAGAUGCAAAUGUGAGAGAGAAUAAGAUUGGUGGUGAAAUUAUAAAUGUCGUUCGGGAUGAACACAUUUGGCGAAAGGAAGCUUACUGGCCCAAGGAAUUUCCAAAAAGCUCCGCAUAUAUGGAGGAUUCGGAUGACGAGGAAUCGACUGUAGGCAAAAUGCCACCAUCAGACUCGGACGAAGAGUGA